AGUGAAGGAACAGAGAAAAAGGUCAACUCUUCAUCCGUCCCGAAGGUCUUCAGUAGCAUCACCAAGGACCUACUUCAAAGCCUGCCUUCCAUGAUGGCAAAAAACCUCUCGGUCCCAUUGGCCUUUGCCUGCCUCUUGCACCUGGCUAAUGAAAAGAACCUGAAGCUACAAGGGGUAGAAGACUUGUCCGAAGUCUUAGUGCUACCAGAAGAUUAACCGGUGCUACUCGACACUCUCCAGCCUCCCAGGAAGGAAUUGAUCUGCCUUUUUGAAACAUCCCCCCACCCCCCCAGUGCGUCAAGUGAAGGGCAGGAGCCUCCAGCUAAUUCCAUCGGUCCCUCCUGGGACAAAUCGAUACGAUUUUGCAUUAUGGUUUCGGCAGUCAAAAUCUGCUUGUCUUUUUAAAAGGACCCUGGAUGUUUUUAAUUUUGGCCCUUUUCCCACGAUGGGAAAGAGGGAGCUUUUUUAACACCCGUGUGUGUGUUCUUGGCACAAUCGUGACCCUUGUAUCCCAUUCUGCUUUUUUAAAAAACCAGUUUUUCAGUUUCCGUUUUUCUUUCUACAGUUUCCGCUCUCCUGUCGUUUUUAUCAUUGUCUUAAGUCAUUUUAUAUAUUUGUACGCAUCUUUUAUUCUCUUUUUUUAAAGGAAUAAACCCAAACCGUAUAGUA
Molecule: messenger RNA, 669 nt
Organism: Thamnophis sirtalis
Lineage: Eukaryota; Metazoa; Chordata; Lepidosauria; Squamata; Natricidae
Source: RefSeq, a predicted model, not a curated record